This is a messenger RNA of Leptonychotes weddellii (Weddell seal), 2869 nucleotides long. Its product is annotated as tensin-3-like. Gene Ontology annotation, molecular function: protein binding. The record is from RefSeq and is a predicted model, not a curated record. Gene Ontology annotation, cellular component: focal adhesion. Lineage: Eukaryota; Metazoa; Chordata; Mammalia; Carnivora; Phocidae.
AACACCCUGCUUCCCUGGGUGUCUUGCAGCCUGCAACGUGUGGUACCUGAACUCCGUGGAGAUGGAGUCGCUCACGGGCCCCCAGGCCGUCCAGAAGGCCCUGAGCCUCACCCUCGUGCAGGAGCCGUCUCCCCUGUGUACGGUCGUGCACUUCAAGGUGUCGGCCCAGGGCAUCACCCUGACGGACAACCAGAGGAAGCUCUUCUUCCGGAGACAUUACCCCGUGAGCAGCGUGAUCUUCUGCGCAUUGGAUCCACAGGACCGGAAGUGGAUCACGGAUGGCCCCUGCUCGAGAGUCUUCGGGUUUGUGGCCCGGAAACAGGGCAGCGCCACGGACAAUGUGUGCCACUUAUUCGCGGAGCACGACCCCGAGCAGCCUGCAAGUGCCAUCGUGAACUUCGUGUCAAAGGUCAUGAUCGGGUCCCCUAAGAAGAUCUGAGCCCCUCCCAGCCAGAGACCCGAGCGGGGCUGGGGCGUCCCCCGCGAAGCAACUGGCCAGCCUGACGUUCCAGCCCCAGGAGGGCGAGGGGCUCCUCCUCCGGCUUCACGGACAGGAGGACAGAUGGCCCCCCCUUCUGCUGUCCUUUCCUGAAAGACUGCUCACUGACACGUCUCUGUGGCCAAGCGCUUCCCGGGUGGAGGAAAUUGGGCUCCACGCCGGCAGGGGCCCCCCUGUUCCUUGCACGCCGGCGUUUGUGGUGAGGAGGGCGCCCGGCCCCUGCACGUGGCCCCUGGGUGACCGGCGGCGCCAUCAGCCUCAUGGAGGGCCCCCGUCCACCCAGCACCCAGGGGGAGGCCUCCCUCCUCCACGACAGAGACGCUAGCUCACCGAGAAGGGGAUGCAUGUUUGCUGAAGGUUCGUGCAGGUCAGGCCCUUCCGGAACUCUGGGGGCAUGAGCGAGGGGGUGACGUGAUGGCUGUGAGGACCAGGAAGGCCACCCAGUCCCGGGGGAGGGGCACCGUGAGCCCCGGCCGGGCAGGCAGGUGGCAGCUCCAGGCUCUCACUCUGGCUCCGAACGGCAUGUUGUCCGUGAGAGCAGAGGGAACAUGGACGCGAAAUGUCUUUUCAUAUAAUUUAUAUUCUACUUAUGCCAAACUAUUUAUGAUAAAUUGCUGGGCAGGACGGGGUCCCACUUCUGGGGGCUGCCAAGCCGAACCCAUGCCCACGAUCAAGGGCCGCGUCCCCAACAGGCCGGCCACAGCAGCCUUGACCACCCCAGUACCACCCCAGUCCUUGCCAUGGACAGUUCGGGUCCAGGCGGCGGCGGGUGACGUCCUUUCUGGGGAGGAAGUUUCCGGAGGGUGGGUCACCUUUGGGUGGAGACUCGGCCCUGCUCUCCACGGCUCUUCUCGGCCCUCUGUGAGCCGUUGGCCCCUUGUUCCCGCCUCUACGUGUUUCUGGCCUCCCGAGCAGAGGAGGAAGGGGAGGAAGAUGAUGAAUCUCAGUCCUUCAAGGCUGUUCUUGAGCUGAGGGCCACUCCUCUGCAUCUCCUGGGCGACCGAAUCAGGGGUGCUGGUCACGCCAAGCCUCCAGUGUGUCCCCCAGGGCGGGAGUUGGGGCUGACAACGGCAGACGGGAGGCUCGGUCUCCUCCCGCACAGCCGGGACGCCCCGCGGCUCUGGGGCCCGGGGAGCUGCCCACUCUGCCCGACUUUCCAAAAUCAAGAUCAGCUCUUCGGCCCCCCCGCGAGUCACCAGCGGGCACCACACCAGGGGUGGAAACGUGGUUGUGAGUUCUCUGUGUGAAACGGGUCAGAGACGGACGUGCCGACUGGCAGAGCUGGAAGCGAGACGCAGGGGGGUGUCGUACGUGUGUGAAAGCAGGUGGACGGGUCCACUGCAGCUCCUGUCGAUGCACCAAACAUAAGUGCCUCAUUUCUGUGCCAAAUGUCUGCCUUGGUCUUCGCGGACCUUCUUCCCCGACAGGUGUUGGUGUGGAAUGCACUGGUAUCUCCCGGGGGCCCCGGGGUCUGGUCCUCGGCAGGGGCGGCUGGCAUGUUGGGAUUCCAUUCGUGGCAGAAAUUCAGCCAAGGGGACCCAAGGUGCCGUCCCCAAGGGGCACCUCAUCCCAAGGUGGCUUCUACCCAUUUUGACCCAAAGACCGCAGGUCGGGUCCCUCAUCCUUCCGACCAAGGACGAGAGGGCUCGUUUACAGACCGGAGAGCGGGUGGGGGUGGGGCCCAGAAGCACAAGCUGGUGGACGAUAUGGGCAUCGGGGCCUCCUGUGUGGUCCCUGUCCAGAGCAUUCAAGAAGACGCACUCCCUGGCCUGUGAGACAGACCGGCCGGCUGUGGCUUUUCCUCGCAGUGGCCAGGGUGUCGGGAAGUUUGCUCCCUCUGCGGAGCCUAGGGACGCCGAUUCCCUGGUUCCUGACGAGCUGGUACGACAGGUUUCUUCCUAUGUUACACGUGCAUCACACAGAACGAGAGGAAUCCACGAACUGGGGGCUCAGAGCAUGGCAAGCUGCACCCCCACCCCCACGCAGGCUCGGGGACACUCCGCGCGAUCCCUGGCACGGGGGUCCCGUCCCGGGGAGGUCGAGGGUCCCCACCGCGUCACAGCCAGGGUCCUAUUAACCUGCUCAUUAACCGGACGCUGUGUUCCUCCAGUGUUAAUCUAUACCCGCGGCGAGUCACACCGAAUUUAAGGGUCGCCGUGUGCAUCCUCAGUGUCAAAGACCUCGUGUCUCCUUAGCUGCCUUGCUUAUUAGUGGGUAUUUUUACUUUUCUUAUAUUGUAAAGAAUAUAUCCAGUUAUGUAAAUGAAUGUUCUAUAAACCCUUUGUAUAGUCAUUUUCUCUGCUUUUCAGAUACCCUCUCUAUUCAGAGUAUAAUAAAAUUAUACACGCGGGAAAGCCUCGGCGAGGCAGA